GGUUCUCAAAUUUUUUUUGGAGUUGUAAGAUUCAUCACGCUGAAUCUUGAUUGUAAGAACAGAUUUGUGUACAAAAUUGGGUUUUCCCUGUUUUGAAUUGAUUGUGUUUUCUAGAAUUAUUUGGUUAUUUGAUGGGUGUUUAGCUAUGCGUUUCAGCGGACUUCAAUUGGAAUUAUUGCGUUUUUAUUGGAUUUAUUUGGGUUUUCUCUUCCUUUAUAUUGGAAGUACAUAUGAGAAGUUACUGGUUUUUUUUAUCUUUACUAAUUGAUUUUUAGUGAUAUUAUCUGAGAGCUGAUAAGGGUAUUUCUGCUCCUCGAGUUGAAAUAUUUCAUUUGUCCUAUGAGCUUGAAGUAUUUGGAGCUGAGAAAACUAGGAAUGAAGACAGUUCAUAUUUGUUAAGGACUAAAGGUAUCUGUUUCUCCUGAGGCCUACCGAAUUCUUUUAGUUCAAGCAUUCUGCUACGCAUUUUGCCCGAAGAGGGGGUGAAACUUUUAGUUUAAAAUCAGAAUCUACAUCGUUAGUUUCGGAAGCUUUUCAAUCUGUUUUCUUCUAGAGAUGGGCGCUGCAGGCUCUAAGAUUGAAGAUGAUAAAGCCCUUCUAGUGUGCCGUGAAAGAAAACGGUUUGUUAGACAAGCUCUUGAUGGAAGAUGCUCACUAGCAGCUGCCCAUGUUGCGUACAUACAGUCUCUCAGAAACACUGGAACUGCACUUAGGAAAUUUAUUCAACCGGAAGUCACUUCAGAAUCUUCACUGUACACUACAUCAACCUCUGCAACUCCGGAACCUCUCGCUCUUACCGACAAAUCCAACUCUCAUUUCUCAAACUCAUCUCCGUCUCUUUCUCAGCAUGUAGAAACUAGUGAACCUUUCUCUCCGGUUCCUUCUCCACCCAACUCAGCGAGAGUUCAUGUCAAUCAUAUGAAAGCUGUGAGGAUCAGUUCAAGAACUAUUGAGGAGAGACCAAUGGUUUCCGUAACGGCUACUGUUAAGCACACUGAAUCAGAAUUAGAUGCGUCAGCUGAGGGUGCUCCGUGGGAUUAUUUUGAACUUUUCCAUCCAAUAGACAACCAAUUAUCCUUUCAGGAUGCUAAAGGUUCGAAUCGUGUUUUGGAGGAUGCUGAGGUUAUCACACGUCUCAGAGAAGAGGAGGGUGUUCCAGAAUUAGAAGAGGAAGGGGGAAAGCCCUCUACAAAUGAAAGGGAUGAUGAUUUUACAGAUUCAGAUAGCGAAUUUGACAAACCCUCUAGUGAACCUCUCGUUAAAAUGUAUAGAAAUCGUAAUGAGGUGUUGGAUGAAAGUGUUGCUUCGGAAACAGAGCAGCAGAAUGUGGAGACUGUGGUCAGUAAUGGACUAUAUGAAACUGAUGAAACUUCUGAAGUGGCACCAUCUAAGACAACAUCUUCCGUGAUCACACUCCCUAUGAAUGGAAAACACAAGGAAUUUGGUUCUGAAAAUAAACUACCAGUAAAAGACUUUUUUUCAUGUGUUAAAGAAAUUGAUGAUCUGUUUCUAAAGGCUUCCGAAUCUGGAAGAGAAGUUCCGAGGAUGCUAGAGGCGAAUAAAGUGCGUUUCCGCCCUUUGUUCCCUGAAGAGAUAGCACAUAAAUCAAAAAUAUCGAUGUAUCUUACAGCUUGUUUUGCCUGCUGCACAGAAGAAACCCAGCUUCCACAAGCUCCUCCUCAAAAUGAUGUGAAAUAUUUGACAUGGCAUAGAUCGGCUUCAUCACGCUCUUCGUCAUCUAGAAACCCUCUUGGACCAACAUCAAAAGAUGAAGUUGAUGACCCCAGCAGUAAUCUCUUUGGCAGCAUAUGCAUGAAUUCAGGCAGUCAUGCGUCCACAUUAGAUAGAUUAUAUGCAUGGGAGAGAAAGCUCUAUGAUGAAGUCAAGGCGAGUGGUAUCAUCCGAAGGGAAUAUGAUAUGAAGUGUAAGCUGCUAAGGGAUCAGGAUUCAAGAAAUGAAAGCCGGUUCAAAAUUGACAAAACUCGCGCAUCUGUAAAGGACUUGCACUCUAGGAUUCGUGUUGCCAUUCACAGAAUUGACUCAAUAUCAAAGACCAUUGAGGAAUUAAGAGACAAAGAAUUACAACCACAGCUUGAGGAGUUAAUUGGAGGCUUGACUCGGAUGUGGAGGAUGAUGCUCGACUGCCACAAACAGCAAUACAACCUCAUCGCCUCUGCAUCCAACAAUGGAACCACAAAACUCUCAUCAACCCGCUCCGAAUCCUACCGCCAGGCCACUAUUCUCCUCCAAUUCGAGCUCACUUCUUUGUGCUCAAGCUUCACAAAAUGGAUGCAAUCUCACAAAUCCUACCUCGAAUCCAUCAACGGGUGGCUCCUCAAAUGCAUUUUCCUCAUACCCGUUAGGCAAAAGUCCUCUCGAAGAAAAAACGCUCAGUUCUCUCCUCGAAGAAGCUUAGCUCCUCCAAUCUUUGUAACUUGUAGAGAUUGGCUUAAACUUCUUGAUGAACUUCCUACUAGAGAAGUAUCCGACGCUAUCAAAGAUUUAGUUGAUGUUACCGCCCAUUUCUUGCCUCGACCAGAAAAGGGCCAUCACGGGAAGAAGAGAGGAGGAAACUAUGAGGAGUUGCAGAGAAAUGAAUCAAUGGUGGAUUGGAGUUUGAACUACGAUACGUUGCAAUCAUGUUUGGUUGUGCUAUUGGAUAGAAUGAAAUCCUUCGCUGAUGUUUCCGUUUCAAAGUAUGAGGACCUACAGAGUUCCAUUGAUGAGGCUAGAGCUGUAUAUGACAGAGAUGAGAAGGGUGGAAUGAGGUAACUCAUGUUGUUCAGAUUUGUAAAUUAAUGAAAUAAGAACGGGCCAAUAAAGAGGCCAUAAGCAGAAUUGGGGAUGUUUGGGGUCAAUAAGUUCAUUUUUAUACUUGUAGAUGCUUUUGAUCAAGGGUAGUCAUUUGUAGAUGUAGGCAAAGUUGAGAGUGGGGUUUGUCAUGCCUACUGUAUGUUGUAGAGGUGAGUUGUGUAGGUUUGGCCACACAAGUUUAAUAUAUGUCCAAAGUUUCAAGUGAUUUCAUUCA
Asparagus officinalis (garden asparagus) is the source of this 3028-nucleotide messenger RNA. RefSeq lists its product as uncharacterized. Bases 556 to 2772 code for a protein of 738 amino acids. The transcript has 6 exons. Lineage: Eukaryota; Viridiplantae; Streptophyta; Magnoliopsida; Asparagales; Asparagaceae. The record is from RefSeq and is a predicted model, not a curated record.